This is a messenger RNA of Plasmopara halstedii, 2439 nucleotides long. Its product is annotated as elongator complex. Gene Ontology annotation, biological process: tRNA wobble uridine modification. The coding region runs from base 1 to 2439 and encodes 812 amino acids. The transcript has a single exon. Lineage: Eukaryota; Oomycota; Peronosporomycetes; Peronosporales; Peronosporaceae. Gene Ontology annotation, molecular function: protein binding. The record is from RefSeq and is a predicted model, not a curated record. Gene Ontology annotation, cellular component: elongator holoenzyme complex.
AUGGUGCAGGCGACGCUGGCUCAUGUAUCGUCAGGCUGUAAUGCCAAUACGAAUUCGCUGUCAACAAUGUUUCGCUGCGUGCCAUUUGAUCAUGAACAUGGCAACUAUUGCGGCGCUUUUGCGUCAAAGAACGCGGUGUGUAUGCUAAGUAGCAGUGUCAACAGUAAAUCUGAUGCAGCGCGACUAAAAGUUGUCGAGACUUUGAAGCACCGCGAGGCGGUCAUCAACACGACAAAAAUCACAAGUGUUAAAAUUAUGAGUGAUGAUUUUUCUUGUGGAGUUCGCGUUCUGGCAGGAGAUUCGGAAGGCCGCGUAUUUGUUUGGACAAAGUCAAACGGUCAGUGGAACGUCCAGAAGCUCCAAGAUAUAGAGACUUCUACAAAGAUGGCUGUAGCAGCAGUGGGCGCUGCUGCUACCAGAACAUGCUGGAUGUACGUUGCUGCGUUUACAGAUGGGACAUUAGUUCUGUACGAGCAAAAACAAGGUGAGAAUGCGAAUCUUUUACAUCUACUGGAGCUCGGUAAAAGAAGCAUCAUGGAAGCAGUGGACAUGACAGUGAUAAUCAAUGAAAAUAACAAAGAGCAGAGUUUUCUAGUGGCAGCAGGUGGUGUAGAUCAAAAAAUUCAUCUUUUGGAAGUAACAAAGAAAGUGACAAACUUGCUGAAGCUUGAUGGACAUCGAGAUUGGAUUCGUAGUCUUGCUUUUGAGCGAAAAAUAACAAGCGCUGGGGAUGAAUUGAUGCUGGCAUCGGCGUCACAAGAUCAUAAAAUUCGGUUGUGGAGAAUCAUGACAAGUCUCGGGGAUGCAAAGAUGGCAUGUAGCAAAAAAACGCAACACUUUCAGGCUCAAGGCUGCUUUUUGACGUACACCGUGAGCUUCGAUGCACUGCUACUUGGUCACGAAGAUUGGGUAACGUCUGUACAGUGGAUGGAAAAUAGCAGCGCUUUGCUUUCCUCUUCGAUGGAUAACUCGCUUAUCAUAUGGACAAGAAAUGCAAAUGAUGGUAGUAUUUGGUCACCGUCGCUUCGUGUCGGUGAAUUGGGUGGUAUCGGUCUGUUAUCUGCAGGUUUUUUACCAGCCUAUGAUGAACGUAUCAAUUUGAUUGCGCUAGGUUUUAAGGGACAAUUAGAAUAUUGGGAGCAACAGCCUGCGCCGUCCACUUCGUUUCUUCCGGCUAUAUCUGUUAACGGCCACGGAGCUGAGGUCACUGAUAUAUCUUGGUCACCACGUGGAAAAAGCUUCGUUUCUGUGUCACUGGAUCAGACUGCACGUAUUUUAGCACGAAUUUCACCAGUUGAUAACGCGUUGAUGCAUUCAGCUGAAUGGUUCGAAGUUUCAAGAGCCCAAGUACACGGCUAUGAUAUCAAUUGCGCAUGUUUUGUACUAGGAGACCGACUCGGCAAUAAUAAAUUUGUGAGCGGUGCCGCUGAGAAGAUUUUGCGUGUGUUUGAGACUCCUGACGAGGUAGAAAAGCUUGUCAAUAUGACGCACAGUGAUGAGAGGGCACUUGUCGAUUCACUCAACCAAACAGACUUGCAAGUGAGGAAAGUAAACAAUGCUUACCUUUCAGAACUGAGUCUGACGAACAAGUCGCCGAAAAUUGAAGCAUGUACUUCGGACAAAAUGAAAGGCGACGGGUAUGCAAAGUUUAAUGAAUGGGUCUCGUUACCAGUUGGAGACACGCUAGGCCGUAGGACUCUUUGGCCCGAGAUACGCAAACUUUAUGGUCACGGCAACGAGCUUCUCACUGUGGCAUCGUCGUAUGCUGGCGACUUGAUAGCGUCCGCGUGCAAAUCACGGGAAGAGCGCUAUGCUGCAGUGCGUCUCUGGAAUACUCUGGACUGGACUGAAGCUCAGGAACCGCUUGGAGGUCCCAAGAGCUCUGUUGUGCAGUUAGCUUUUUCUCAAAAUGAUAAAUUUCUCUUGUCGGUGUCAAAAGACAGACAUUUUUGUCUCUAUGAGCGGGAGGAAGGUCCCGAACGGAAAUUUAAGCUGUUAGAGCGUGUAAAAGCACACAAACGAAUAAUUUGGAGUUGUUCUUGGGCUCCAAACUCAGCACUUUUUGCACUUGGGUCUCGAGACCAGUCAUUUUCGCUUUGGUGGAAGACUCAAGAUACUUGGAGUCAGGCAUGUGAACCGGUCACGUUUGAAGCAGCUGUCACUGCUGUGGCAUUUGCUCAUUACAGUUUGGCAGAAUCUGUCGAUUUACUUGCUGUUGGCUUUGAAACUGGAGCGAUUCAAUUUUUUACGGUUUCAAAAUCUAAAGACGAGCCUGUUGUGGUCGUUUGUACAUUGGUGGGCGAAGUGGCAUGGGAAUCGUCGCCUUCUGCAGCAAUUCUACGUCUAGCGUGGCGUCCUUCAAACGGUGAUAAGGAUUAUGUGCUCGCAGUAGCCAGCAGCGAUAAUUCGGUGCGAGUGUACAAUGUUAUGGGGGAUUGA